Messenger RNA from Brassica oleracea var. oleracea, 1473 nucleotides. Its product is annotated as probable serine/threonine-protein kinase RLCKVII. The record is from RefSeq and is a predicted model, not a curated record. Gene Ontology annotation, molecular function: ATP binding; protein kinase activity. The transcript is spliced from 5 exons. Bases 164 to 1438 code for a protein of 424 amino acids. Gene Ontology annotation, biological process: protein phosphorylation. Lineage: Eukaryota; Viridiplantae; Streptophyta; Magnoliopsida; Brassicales; Brassicaceae.
UUUGUCACUAAAAGCUCUCUCUCUCCUUCCUUUUUCGCAAUUCUUCAUUCUUCUCUGUUUUAAUUUUUCCCGUGUUUGAGUUUUUUUUUUUGUCUGUGUUUCUGAUUCUCCGACGAGGAAGAGUAAGAGUAAGAUCAAUAGAAGAACAAGAGAAUUGCUUUUUAUGGGUUGUUUCGGAUGCGGUAAGAGAUCGAGCAAACGAUCGGAGCCCAACAAAGAUAAAUACAACAGCGAUACUGUGAAAAACAAGAAGACCGUCGGUGGUACAAGCGAUAAGAGAGACGAUCAGACUCAAUCCUGUUCAGAUUCGACAAAAGUCAGUCCAUAUCGAGAUGUAAAUAACGAUGCAGUUGUUGUUGUUAAGGAGAAGGAGGAUCAGUUAGCUCUUGACGUCAAGGGUUUGAAUUUAAACGACCAAGCCACAGGGAAGAAAGCACAGACUUUUACAUUCCAAGAGCUUGCAUCUGCCACUGGGAACUUUAGGUCCGAUUGUUUUCUUGGCGAAGGAGGUUUUGGAAAAGUGUACAAGGGAACUUUAGAGAAACUUGAUCAGGUUGUUGCAAUCAAGCAACUUGACCGUAACGGUGCUCAAGGAAUCAGGGAGUUUGUGGUCGAGGUGUUGACACUAAGUCUCGCUGACCAUCCCAAUCUCGUGAAGCUUAUUGGGUUUUGCGCUGAAGGUGAUCAGAGACUGUUGGUCUAUGAGUACAUGCCGCUAGGAUCUCUUGAAGACCAUCUACACGAUCUCCCUUCUGGUAAAAAGCCACUUGAUUGGAACACACGGAUGAAAAUAGCAGCGGGUGCAGCGAGAGGUCUAGAGUAUCUGCACGAUAGAAUGAAACCUCCUGUGAUCUACCGUGAUCUCAAAUGUUCGAAUAUCUUGCUUGGUGAAGACUAUCAACCGAAACUAUCGGACUUUGGUCUGGCUAAAGUCGGACCAAGCGGGGAUAAAACUCACGUCUCAACGAGAGUUAUGGGAACGUACGGAUACUGUGCUCCUGACUACGCUAUGACGGGUCAGCUCACGUUUAAAUCCGAUAUAUACAGCUUUGGAGUAGUUCUUCUGGAGCUUAUCACUGGAAGGAAGGCUAUUGAUAAUACAAAAGCGCGUAAAGAUCAAAACUUGGUCGGAUGGGCACGGCCGUUGUUUAAAGACAGGAGGAACUUUCCGAAGAUGGUUGAUCCAUUGCUUCAAGGACAAUACCCUGUGAGAGGAUUGUACCAAGCGCUUGCGAUCUCAGCGAUGUGCGUACAAGAGCAGCCGAGCAUGAGACCUGUUGUAUCAGACGUAGUGUUGGCUCUCAACUUCUUAGCUUCUUCCAAAUACGAUCCGAAUAGUCCUAGCAGCAGCAGGAGAAGGAACGGUUCUUUUCGCAGAGAUGGUGAAGAGAAGAGACCGGAUCUAGUCAAAGAAGCCGAAUCUGAUGGGUCUUCGUAGGAAGAAAAUGGUAAAAAAAAAAAAAAAAAAAAAAU